GAUGUGUUAACUGUUGUGCAAGGAUGACAAAAAACCUUUCGUGUGAGCUUACUAAGCUGUUUAGUGAGUUUAAUAAAAACUGUAAAUAUCUAAAACGAUUAUUUAAGGAAACCAAGUAUUCUCAAGACGAAAUAGAAAAAAGUGGUUAUUUUGAUAACUGCCAGUUAUUCAAGAUAAAGAUCCCAAGUAAAGAUGAGGAUAUUCUACAGAAUAUCACUGACCAAUGUCUUGGGAUCAUCAUCCUUGGACAGAAUUGUUGGGCCAAAGCAUCUGUAGUUAAUGAACUCUUUGGGCAGUCCUUGCUGCCUACAUUACCUCCUAACCAUGAUACUGAAGAAGAAUAUUGUAGUUGGAGAAUGGUUCGGCUCUCUUAUGGUGGCCAGACAAAGAUCAGUCUGGCUUUAAGUAAUAGCUACGAACUUGUAGAAAAUCUAGUUGAACAACCAUGGCACACUGUUCCUAGAGCAAACUUAGAAGUAAGGAAGGACCAUAAAGAAGAUCCAGAAUUAAACACAGCUGUGUUAGAAAUUCGUCUGAAUCACCAUCUUUUACGGAAUGAUGUGCAAGUUUUAGUUUCUCCAUCUAAUCACAACAGUGAAUUUAGCCAGAUGUAUAACCGGUGUAUUGACGGAUUAACGCCGAUUGUGAUAUACUGUAUCAAAGAUAAUUCGUUAACAGAAAAGGAACAAGAUGAUCUAAUGGCUCUCAAAAACAUUGCUCCAAAUCAACAAGUAUUUUUUGUGUGCUCCCGACCUCUGCCUACUUGUGAAUUAACAGAAUCAGAACAGCAUGACCGUGGUACUGUAGUCUCUUGUUAUUCACAUCCCCUCCAACUACUUUCUUAUCAAGAGUUCUCCCAUAUUGAGCAUUAUCAAAAACCCCACAAUCAAAGAGAACCUGAAUCUCAAAUUUCAAACACAAAAUUCUCAAUAUAUCAACAGCUCUAUGGACUAGGAUUUAGUGUUUUAUGCCAAACUAACCAGAAAAAAAGUAUUCAAAGGCAGAGGAGUGAGCCAUAUGAAGUGGAUAGUGAAUUGUCUGAAAGUUUCGAGAAAUUCCCAAGCAUCCUAUUGUUUGUCCAGUGUGUUUUACAAUCAUUUCUUGUCAAAGCUUGUACUCUUUUAAAUGAGGCCCAGAACCGAUGUCUUCGGAUGUUUAUUCUCACAGCAUUUGACAUGACCAGAGAUAUGGUAAUAACCCCCAAACGUCUAGAAUACAUCUGUCAGAGAGAAACAGAGCUUUACUCAUCCCUGAUGACAAUAGUAAAUAAAAAGCAGGAAGAAAUACGUCAGCUUAUUGUUUCUACAAUUACAGGGAUGAAGAAUGAUUUGUCAGAGGAAGCUGCCAAUUAUCAAUUUCAAGGGUUGAAUCUGCCUGAAAAAGGAGAGCUAUUGUCUCUGCAAGACCUUCAAAUCUGCACAAUACAGAUUCAGAAUCUUGUCCUGAGUAGACUGAGCAAUGAAAUUGCUGGGAAACUGAUUGGUUCUGUUGAUUGUCUGCGAGAGAGUUUUGUAGGCACCUUAGUCCGAUGUUUGUCUAACUUGGAGGAGGCAUUUUCUGAAAUUGAAGGAUCAGUUGCAGCAAGUAGUGCACUGAAGCAAAUUUUGAAUGCUGCAUAUCAGGUUGAUUUGACAGUUAAAACAAGUGCUUCUGUUCUUACAAUUUUUCUUCAGAAAAUUAAGCAGUUACUUCAGAAUCUAUUCUGGAAACUCCCACUAAGAAUAGAUGAAGCUUGGAAGAGAAAAGUAGCAGUAGACAUGUUAGCUAGCCUCAAUGAAUCUCGCCUAGCAAGUUCCAUCUGUACUCAGAUUCAAGAUCAACUAAAAGCCUCUCAUGAGCAGUUUGCAACAUCCGUCCAACGACUAGAAUCUAUGCAUUCGGCCCGGCUUAAAUACACCAAAGAGCAAAGGCUAAAGGUUAGAAAAAUGUAUGCUCCAAAAAUUGCAAGAUGUGCCCUAGAAUCUACUUCACUGAGAGAUGUGGUGCUUUUUGGUAUGCCCAAGCUUGGGAGAGAGAUUGGACGAGGACAGUUUGGGGUUGUGUAUUCUUGUGAAUCCUGGGCUGGGUUCACUCCGUGUGCCGUAAAGUCUGUGGUGCCUCCUGAUGAUAAGCAUUGGAAUGAUUUAUCUAUGGAAUUCUUCUACACAAGAAGUAUAGCAGAACAUGAGCGUGUUGUUCAAAUCCAAGGUUCUGUGAUUGACCAUUCUUAUGGAGGUGGAAAUACUCCGGCUGUUCUACUUAUUAUGGAAAGGCUACAACGAGAUCUCCACUCUGCUAUUAAAGCUGGGCUGGACUUUAAUACGCGACUUAAGAUUGCACUGGAUGUCAUACAGGGUAUUAGAUUUCUUCAUAGUCAGGGUCUUGUUCACCGGGACAUUAAACUGAAAAAUGUAUUGCUUGACAAGAAAAAUAGAGCAAAGAUUACAGAUCUGGGGUUUUGCAAGCCUGAAGCUAUGAUGUCUGGUAGUAUAGUUGGCACUCCAAUCCACAUGGCUCCAGAACUGUUUAGUGGUCAUUAUGACAACAGUGUUGAUGUGUAUGCUUUUGGAAUACUCUUUUGGUAUCUGUGUGCAGGUCAUGUGCAACUUCCUUAUGCAUACGAGCAGUGUCAGACUAAAGAUCAGCUUUGGAACUGUGUUAGAAAAGGUUAG
Limulus polyphemus (Atlantic horseshoe crab) is the source of this 2651-nucleotide messenger RNA. Its product is annotated as dual serine/threonine and tyrosine protein kinase-like. NCBI's taxonomy places the organism in Eukaryota, Metazoa, Arthropoda, Merostomata, Xiphosura, Limulidae. The record is from RefSeq and is a predicted model, not a curated record. Gene Ontology annotation, molecular function: protein kinase activity; ATP binding. The transcript is spliced from 15 exons. Gene Ontology annotation, biological process: protein phosphorylation. Bases 24 to 2651 code for a protein of 875 amino acids.